AAAGAGGAUCCCAAUUUAUUAAUUACUAUGAGAUUUACAACGGACCAAUAGGGCCAUUUCAAUCAGCGCUGACUAAGAAUACAAAUAUAAUGCCAGGGUUGCAAGGUAAAUGCAGAUGGCAAAAAGGGGUGGUGAUGGUCUGUCUUCAUCCUUCUCCUGUACCACUCCACAACCUGCUCUUGUCCUCAGAGGUCAACGGCUGCCCUCAGUUCCUCAAAAAGUGAAGAACAGUUAAAAACAGCUUACUCUUCAAGCCUGAAACACAGGCUGAGGGGAGGAGGCAGGAGUAUCGUUAAUUCUAACGCCUGAAAUUACCUCCUGGGAUGUGUGCUAAUUUUCUCAAAGUCAGUUUUGGGGGGAGGAGCGUGAUAACUUUCAUCUUUCAGACAGGAAAUUUAAUCUUGGUUUGGAUUUUGCAAAUUACUUAGCAACCUUAAACCGACGCCUCUUUCUGCUUUCGGUCCUCAGGUUAGUCUGCGUCAAAGAGCCAGGCGCGCGAGGGCUCCCCUCCCAGCACAGAGCACCUGCAAAUACUCAAGCCUUUCCUGGAUGAGCCCAAGCUGGCUAUAAACGAACCUGGGCGACUCGGAUCACUUUCUGGCAUUUUAUCAGUUGUAGCGAUUAGGCUGAAAAGAUCCCGGGGCUCCUUUGACAUGAGAAAACGAAUGUCCACGUGUCCUGUCAGAAAGCCAAUGAGAAACUUGGAGCGGAGGUCCUGAGCGUGGAGAAGGCACGACCUCCGGUCCCCGCGUCCUGCGGGAGCCUCCUCAGUCGCCCAAGUCCACCUCAUCUCCGGGCAGGGCCACAGGGCGGCGGACGGCCCAGAGUCCGGUCCCCGGGGGGCGGGCGGGGUCCGCAGGGGCCAAGCUCGGGGUCGGAAAGGGUGGGGAGGUCCCUCGGUCCGCGGUCAGGGGUGCGGGCCGGGGUCCAGAACCGGAGGAAGGGCUCCGGAUGCUCGAGGCCGGGGUGGGAAGGGGAGUCGGGACCCGGAGGACCGAGGUGCGGGAGUGGCGUCUGGGUCCGACAGCCUGAGCCCCGCCAGGCUCCGCGCGCGCAGCCCGGCCCGCCCCGCGGCCCCGCGCCCCGCCUCCUCAGGCGGCGGCCAUGGCGGCCUGGCGGGUCCCAGCGUCCGCGCUCGGGAGGCCGCGGCCGGCCGCCCCGCCGCCAGAGCUGUCGCCCCGUGACGGAGCAGCGUUCCGACGGCGCCGCGGCAUGCCCCUCUGCUCGGCUGCGCGGGAAGACGGCGGUGGUCUCGGGCCCGACUCGCAGGGCGGGCCGGAGGAAGCGGCCAAGCGCCCGGCGAGCAAAGAGUUAACGGCUGCGGAGCGGAGAAUCGCGGAACUACACGCGGCCGCCUGCGCGGCUGGCCAGCUAAACUACGUGGACCCAGCUACCGGCUGCGUGGUGUUCACCCGGCUGGCCCACUUGCAGAGAGGCCAGUGCUGCGGCUCUGCCUGCAGACACUGUCCAUAUGGUCAAAUCAAUGUUAAAGAUCCAUCCAAAAAGAAGCAGUUCAAUUCAUAUUUUUAUGUGUGACAACAAUUUUAUCUCUGUUCUCCAUCUAACUGAGCCUUAUUAAAAAUAAAUAAAUUUUAAUCCAGAA
Cervus elaphus (red deer) is the source of this 1603-nucleotide messenger RNA. It is a transcript of the gene C14H1orf53, whose product is annotated as chromosome 14 C1orf53 homolog. The transcript has 3 exons. The coding region runs from base 1105 to 1536 and encodes 143 amino acids. The record is from RefSeq and is a predicted model, not a curated record. NCBI's taxonomy places the organism in Eukaryota, Metazoa, Chordata, Mammalia, Artiodactyla, Cervidae.